AUUUCCAGAGGUACGGAAAAAUGUAAUGUGAAAAAUCUAAAGCUUCUGUUCGCAUACACUUUCACCUGAAUAGCAAUCAAGAAUAAAUUAAAACAGUAAUUACAACAAAAUAAAAAGUAUAAGAAGAUAUUUGGCAAUGCCGCUCAUCUCAGUUUGACAGAUCUUGUCAGGUUUUAAGCCCCUAUGGUACGUGUUGGCACUCUGCCCAUGAGAUUGUUAGCCUUGGACUAUGGGGCUGAUAUUGUCUACACUGAAGAAUUAAUUGACUGGAAAUUUUUAAAAUCAAUAAGAAGAGAAAACGACGUGUUGGGUACAAUUGAUUAUUUGGAUAAAUCAGACGGGUCUGUAGUUUUUCGAACUUGUCAAAGGGAAAGAAAUAAAGUGGUGGUGCAAUUGGGGACGUGUGACCCACAACGAGCAUUAAAAGUUGCUAAAAUGAUUGAGAAUGAUGUUGCUGGAGUAGAUAUAAACAUGGGUUGCCCAAAAGAGUUUUCACUGAAAGGAGGAAUGGGGGCUGCUUUGCUAAGACAGCCUGAUAAAGCUAAAUCAAUUUUAUCCACACUUACACAACAUGUAAAUAUUCCUAUUACAUGCAAAAUUCGUGUUUUUGAAAGUGUUGAAGAAACCUUAGACUUGGUCAAAGAACUAGUAUCAACAGGAAUUUCAGCUAUUGCAAUUCACGGAAGAACAAAAGCAGAAAGGCCUCAACAUCCCAAUAGAAAUGGGACAAUAAAAAUUAUUGCAGAAAAUAUAUCGAUUCCAGUUAUUGCAAAUGGUGGUUCGAAAGAAAUUGAAAAACAUCAAGAUAUAUUUAAAUUUAAAGAAGAAUGUGGCUGUUCCAGUGUGAUGAUUGCAAGGGCUGCAGAAGCAAAUUGUUCAAUUUUUCGCAAACAGGGUUUAUUGGAUAUUGAGACUGUUAUAGAGCAGUAUCUUAAAUAUGCCGUUGAUUAUGAUAAUUCGCCUAGUAAUACAAAAUAUUGCAUACAAAAUAUAUUGAAAGAACUUCAGGAAACACCCAGAGGGAAAAAAUUUUUAGAAUGUCAAACACUGGAACAAAUUUGUGCAAUAUGGGAUUUAGCCGAUUACUGCCGAAAAAAACAAUUGCAGUUCCAUGCUCAAGGAAUUUUAAGUCGACGAGAAAUAACGCCAGACAUGUUUAGUCCCAAAGCCAAAAAAAUGAAGACUGAUUUAGAUGAAGACGUAAUCGAAAUGAAAUGUGCCUUUAUUAGAGUAAAUUAUCCAGAAGAUCCAGAUUUGCCGAAAUCAAAAAUUAUAGCAUAUUGUGGAAAACACAAAUUUGAUUUACCAAAAUAUAAAACCAUCAACGAAGAUAAAUUAUUUCGCGCAAUCGCCACAUUCCAAGGGAAAAAAUACAGUUCGUCGUAUUGGGAAAAAAAUAAACGCUUUGCUGAACAAGGAGCUGCUUUAGUCUUGGCCUGUUCGUUAGGUUUAGUCACGAAAGAGGAACUAAUUAAAGAUGGAAGUAUGUUGGAAUAAAAAUAAUUUUAGUUAACCAGUGUUUACUUUUUCCUGACAUUCUGGGUGGCUGAUGAAAAAUCUGACGCUGUGCUUAUUUAAUCUGAUUAAAAUUGAUCACAGGUUAAACCACUUUCAUUCAAAGGUAUUUUUUAAUAAUUUCUAAUUUC
This is a messenger RNA of Tribolium madens (black flour beetle), 1646 nucleotides long. It is a transcript of the gene Dus2, whose product is annotated as tRNA-dihydrouridine(20) synthase [NAD(P)+]-like. The record is from RefSeq and is a predicted model, not a curated record. Bases 184 to 1497 code for a protein of 437 amino acids. Gene Ontology annotation, biological process: tRNA dihydrouridine synthesis. Gene Ontology annotation, molecular function: flavin adenine dinucleotide binding; tRNA dihydrouridine synthase activity; tRNA binding. Gene Ontology annotation, cellular component: cytoplasm. The transcript is spliced from 7 exons. Lineage: Eukaryota; Metazoa; Arthropoda; Insecta; Coleoptera; Tenebrionidae.